Molossus molossus (Pallas's mastiff bat) is the source of this 1088-nucleotide messenger RNA. RefSeq names its product Ras like without CAAX 2 (gene RIT2). NCBI's taxonomy places the organism in Eukaryota, Metazoa, Chordata, Mammalia, Chiroptera, Molossidae. Gene Ontology annotation, cellular component: plasma membrane. The transcript has 5 exons. Bases 174 to 836 code for a protein of 220 amino acids. Gene Ontology annotation, molecular function: GDP binding; calmodulin binding; GTPase activity. Gene Ontology annotation, biological process: positive regulation of neuron projection development; Ras protein signal transduction. The record is from RefSeq and is a predicted model, not a curated record.
GGUUGCUAUGAGACCCGCGCAGAGCACAGGACCAGCAGCCAGCCCUACACUGGCGGCUCUUACCUCGUACUAAACCUUUCUUUUGACACAGUUUUAGAGUUGCUUAAUAUCUGAGCAAGCACCUGACACAGGCGACUUUUCCCUUCUUUAUUCUCCUCGGUCCCUCCGGUGAGAUGGAGGUAGAAAACGAAGCCAGCUGCUCCCCCAGCAGCGCGGCGGCGGCGGGCGGGUCCAGAGAGUACAAGGUGGUAAUGCUGGGCGCAGGGGGAGUUGGUAAAAGCGCAAUGACCAUGCAAUUUAUUAGUCAUCAGUUCCCUGAUUACCAUGACCCCACUAUUGAAGAUGCUUAUAAGACCCAGGUUAGGAUUGACAAUGAGCCAGCCUAUUUGGACAUCUUGGACACUGCUGGUCAGGCCGAGUUCACAGCCAUGCGGGAGCAGUACAUGCGAGGUGGGGAGGGAUUCAUCGUCUGCUACUCCGUCACUGACCGCCAGUCAUUCCAGGAGGCUGCCAAGUUUAAAGAGCUCAUUUUUCAGGUCCGUCACACCUAUGAAAUUCCCCUGGUGCUGGUGGGUAACAAAAUUGACCUGGAACAGUUCCGCCAGGUCUCUACAGAAGAAGGCUUGGGUCUGGCCCGAGAGUAUAACUGUGCUUUCUUUGAGACCUCUGCAGCCCUCCGAUUCUGCAUCGAUGAUGCCUUUCACGGGUUAGUGAGGGAAAUCCGCAAGAAGGAGUCGGUGCCAUCCUUGAUGGAAAAGAAACUAAAGAGGAAAGACAGCCUGUGGAAGAAGUUAAAAGGCUCAUUGAAGAAGAAGAGAGAAAACAUGACAUGCUAGCCUUACUUCUAACUCCUUACUCUCUCCCUUUCUGAAUUUUAUCAGCUGGACAGUUUCAGAUGUUGCAUUCUGUCUGUCUGUCUCUCCCUCUCUCAUAUCUGUCAGUAGGUAAAAGCAAGAUCUGUGUAACUGUACCUCUUGAGAUAGUUUUGUUUUGCCCUUAACAGUUGGGUGAGUUUUGUCAAUCAGCCAGAUAUGCUGUUUAGUUUUUAUAACAUAUGACUAAAUAAAAUUGACAUUCGAAUUGACUCA